AUGCUCUUCUUCCUCGCGUCGGUACUCGCAUUUUCCACGACACCAGAGCCUACGCCAGAGCCCGCACCCACACCGACGCCCGAGCUGCCAAUCUUCGACGAGUCGUGCGGUCAGCCGAGCUCGUGCUGCUGGGACUGCGGCACCGCAGCGGGCUGCACCCUCGGCUCCAGUGACUCAGCGGUUUGCUGGGACCAGUGCUCGAAGUGCUGCGCCGGCACCGGAGAGGCGUGCUGUGACGACAUCGAGAGGGGGCUGAGCCUCGAGCGCACGUACACGGGAUGCGACGGCUUUGCCCAAACCGACGCCGGCUCCUGUUCGGACAAGCUGUACCCUUUUGAGAUCAUGUCCAACCUCUUCCCCGUCAAGCCGCUUCAGACUGUCCGCGUCUUCAAUCAGGACGACAACCUUCUGCGACGGGCGCGGUGGCCCCACCCGCGCCCGGCCAUGCGGCCUGGCCCCUCCUUUUUCUUAUGA
Messenger RNA from Emiliania huxleyi CCMP1516, 474 nucleotides. RefSeq lists its product as hypothetical. NCBI's taxonomy places the organism in Eukaryota, Haptophyta, Isochrysidales, Noelaerhabdaceae. The transcript has 2 exons. Bases 1 to 474 code for a protein of 157 amino acids. The record is from RefSeq and is a predicted model, not a curated record.